CUGCUCCCUCCUCCCUCCCCUGGGCCCUGCUCCCUGCCCUCCUGGGCAGCCGGGGCAGCAAGGACGGCACCAAGGGAGCUGCCCCAUGGACAGGGCCCCACAGAGACAGCACCGAGCCUCUCAGGAGCUGCUGGCCGCAAAGAAGACCCACAGCUCACAAAUUGAAGUGAUUCCUUGCAAAAUCUGUGGGGACAGGUCGUCUGGGAUCCACUACGGGGUUAUCACCUGUGAGGGGUGCAAGGGUUUCUUCCGCCGGAGCCAGCAGUGUAACGUGGUCUACUCCUGCACCCGCCAGCAGAACUGCCCCAUCGACCGUACCAGCCGAAACCGGUGCCAGCACUGCCGGCUGCAGAAAUGCCUGGCACUGGGCAUGUCCCGAGAUGCUGUCAAGUUUGGCCGCAUGUCCAAGAAGCAGAGGGACAGCCUGCACGCCGAGGUGCAGAAACAACUACAGCGGCAGCAACAGCAGCAGCGGGGACAAGUGGCCAAGACCCCGCCAGCGGGGGGCCAGGGAGCAGAUGCCCUCGCAUGCCCUGUGGGACUCCCAGAUGGGCAGCUGCCCCUGGGCUCUUCACCUGACCUGCCUGAGGCCUCGGCCUGCCCCCCCGGCCUCCUGAGAGCCCCAGGGUCUGGGCCCUCCUGCCCCAGCAGCCUGGCCAAGGCGGGGCCCAACGGGGCCUCAUACCACCUGGGACACAGCCCCGAGCGGGGCAAGGCCGAGGCCAGAGACGGCUUCUAUGGCACAGGCAGCCAGCUGCCCCCUGACACAUGUGGGCUUCAUUUCGAGGACCCCAGGCAUCCUGGGCUUGAGGAACCAGGACAGGGCCCGGACAGCUACUGUAGCCCCAGCUUCCACAGCACCCCAGAGGUGCCCUAUGCCUCCCUGACAGAGACUGAGCACCUGGUGCAGAACGUUUGUAAGUCCUACCGAGAGACAUGUCAGCUGCGACUGGAGGACCUGCUACGACAGCGCCCUAACAUCUUCUCCCGGGAGGAGGUGGCUGGCUACCAGAGGAAGUCAAUGUGGGAGAUGUGGGAACGCUGUGCCCACCGCCUCACUGAGGCCAUUCAGUACGUGGUGGAGUUCGCUAAGAGGCUCUCAGGCUUUAUGGAGCUCUGCCAGAAUGACCAGAUUGUGCUUCUCAAAGCAGGAGCAAUGGAAGUGGUCCUGGUCAGGAUGUGCCGGGCCUACAACGCUGACAACCACACAGUCUUUUUCGAAGGCAAAUACGGAGGCACGGAGCUGUUCCGAGCCUUGGGCUGUGGGGAGCUCAUCAGCUCCAUCUUUGACUUCUCCCACUCCCUGAGCACAUUGCGCUUUUCUGAGGAUGAGAUUGCUCUCUACACAGCCCUCGUGCUCAUCAACGCCAACCGGCCAGGGCUCCAAGAGAAGAGGAAAGUAGAGCAGCUGCAGCACAACCUGGAGCUGGCUUUCCAUCACCAUCUCUACAAGACCCACCGCCAAGGUAUCCUGGCCAAGCUGCCACCCAAGGGGAAGCUUCGGAGCCUGUGUAGCCAGCACGUGGAAAAGCUGCAAACCUUCCAGCAUCUGCACCCCAUCGUGGUCCAGGCUGCUUUCCCUCCACUCUACAAGGAACUCUUCAGCACUGAAAUUGAGUCACCUGAGGGGCUGUCCGAGUGACCCAGAGGAGGGACUGCUUUUCCCUUCUCUGGAGCCCGCUGGCCCUCGCCCCAGCCCUCCUCCUACCCUCACCUUUUUCUUUCCUGUGCUCUGAGAGGGUGGACCCUGCCUGUUCUUUGGGGGUGAGCGAUUGCUCAGACUGGCUUUCUGCCCACAGGCAUGCUCAGCGGUGGGCCAAGAGCUAGAGAGGGUAGGGAUGAAGGAACACCGUCUCCAGCCUCAGCUUGGUCGUGUCUCCUUCACCAUGACUCUUCACCCCCAGCUUCUGAGAGGCCCAGGGUGGCACAUAGGGACCUCUAGGAGGACCACAGUGUCCAGGGGGAUCCAGGACACCCUGGAUGAAUGGAACUCAACUCUGAGCUCAGAAGCUAAGAACAGGACUUUAAAAUACCUCAUUGCAUUUCCCUGUGGGCUUUGGCUGGGGAGGUAUGUCAAGCUCAGAGACUGGCAGCUGGAGCCCAGAAGGACCUGUAUAUAACAUGAACACAGAUCUUUAGA
Molecule: messenger RNA, 2140 nt
Organism: Felis catus (domestic cat)
Lineage: Eukaryota; Metazoa; Chordata; Mammalia; Carnivora; Felidae
Gene: RORC
Product: RAR related orphan receptor C
Exons: 11
Coding region: 86-1642 (518 amino acids)
Biological process (GO): regulation of transcription by RNA polymerase II
Cellular component (GO): nucleus
Molecular function (GO): nuclear receptor activity; zinc ion binding; RNA polymerase II cis-regulatory region sequence-specific DNA binding
Source: RefSeq, a predicted model, not a curated record